AUGACGACAAAGAGCCUUGAAGACCAGGAGAGGGAAAUUAAGGAUGUGUUGCGCAAGGCCGAACGAUAUCCAAUCCGAACUUCUGCAGCGCGCAAGGAGGUUCUAAAGCGGCUAAUCGACCUUGCACAUUCGCCUCAUCCAAAGUUAAAAAUGAUUGCAGCGAACAAUUUGAAGUCUUUCAUUAAAGACUUCCCAGACCUUGAGGAUGAGGCUAUCAAUGCGGUCUACGAUCUUUGCGAAGAUCCGGUUACAAAGGUUCGAAUAACGGGAUACGCUGCCAUUGUCGACGUGUCAAGAGAGCAGCUGAAGUGGGUGAAGAGGAAUGCGGAUGUGCUUGUUCAGCUCCUACAAAGCGACGAACCCGAAGAAGUCCUGGUGGUUAAGCGAUCGCUGUCUCAACACCUUGAUAUGGACCCCGCAGUCACGCUGGGAGUCUUGUGUGAUCAAGUCGUGCCUUCAGACGAGCCAAUGGACGAAGAGGAGCUAGCUAUUCGUAACCGGCUCCGCUCACUAGUAUUAGCAUUCAUCACAGGCGAGGCGAAGCGUGCCAUUGUUGAGCGACAUACGAGUAUUCCUGGCAGUGCUGCUGAAGAGACGCUUGUCGGGGGUAUGCUGAAGGCUGUUGGGAAGCUGCCUCCUAGCGAAAUCGAUGUGAUCGUGAAGGAGAUACUCAUGUCUCUGCCUUCGUUCAAGCCCUCAUCACCUCGAGGCAGAGAACUUUUGGAUCUUCUACUUGAACGCGCAAGAGCGUCUCUCAAAGCCGAGCUUCCGUCUGGCGGCGAACGGUCGUCUAUGCAGCAAACGCGACAUUAUUUGUCCCUUGCUUCACACAUUGUCAUCGAGAAGCGAGUCACUCAGCCCGCGCCUCUCCUCCGCUUCUAUUUUACGUCGUUGUCUUCGAAGAUCACCCUACUGAGAUUGGACGAGGAUGCCCAGAUCUUUGUGCUGUCGCAAAUCGCCGACCUAAUCAACUCAUACGAGGAAAGAUCUUCACAAGGAACUGGACAGAGUCCCACCGAGGAUGCUCUCCUCCGCAAACAAAUACCAGACGUUUGUAUUUCCCGAGGCUCCAAUGUCGGAGCGAAGACCGUGGCAAGCUUGCCACGUAUUCUUGCGAGCUUGUCAACGAGUAAGCAUGCUUCGUCGGAUAGCCACAAGGAUGACUACAAAUGGACGGUUCCGUCUCACAUGGCAACAAUCUUGCAGCACAUCCAGUCUCUUGCGACAGCGCAAGGACAGACAAGCAAAGUGGAUAAUUUGGAGGAUAUCCAAAACCUGAUUAGGUCACUCCUCUCGUCUGCCAAGCCACCAGCCCCGGCUGCGUCGACAUCGGCGGCCCCCUCAACUACUGACCUGUCGAAAGCUACGAGCGGCAGCACCAGUACCAGCAAGUCGGAACGUCGCAUCAUGAACGUGAAGCGGAAGUAUGAAGACCGGCCAGCGGCGCCAACUCCUACGACAGCAGCACCUCCCAACGGAACACCGUUAACCUCGGCAGUUACUAGACCUCAACCGCCACGGAUAAAUGCAGUGCAGCCACGACAGCAGUUGACGAUUAUGGGCACAGCAGACAGCACCCAGAACGGGCGAACAGCACCGUCUGACGACCAAUAUAGAACAGCGAAAAGGGCGAAGAAGGGCGGGGGUCCGGGCGAGACCGGGGACACCCCGUCAUUGCUCAGCCGCUUAGCAGCUACAUCGUCGAACGGCGGCCACGCAAUGCAGGCAAGCGGCUCUAUACCGGCAAGGUGGCGAGUGGAGCCGGCACCAAUCACCUUCAACACAGCGCAAAGCCGUCCGCAAAAUGCACUCAAUGCACCGAUGGGCGGAUACAGUAUCAAGGGCGCUGCGCGCCGUAGCUCACCUGUGGCGGAUAGCCAAGCUUCGGGAACGUCACUACUGGAUAGGCUGCAGGACAGUAGUCUUGAUGAGGCCAUCGUAUUGGAAUGGCAAGAUAAUCUAUGGGUGCCUAUGUUAGACUACCCGGUGAUCUCCUUCGGUGCCGGUAUUGAUAAACAGAGCCUCAAAUUCCUCUGUCGACUGCCCGAUGACACCAAAAGCAUCUUGUAG
Molecule: messenger RNA, 2070 nt
Organism: Postia placenta MAD-698-R-SB12
Lineage: Eukaryota; Fungi; Basidiomycota; Agaricomycetes; Polyporales; Adustoporiaceae
Exons: 10
Coding region: 1-2070 (689 amino acids)
Biological process (GO): negative regulation of apoptotic process
Cellular component (GO): nucleus
Molecular function (GO): RNA binding
Source: RefSeq, a predicted model, not a curated record